This is a messenger RNA of Aspergillus clavatus NRRL 1, 567 nucleotides long. RefSeq lists its product as uncharacterized. The transcript is spliced from 5 exons. Lineage: Eukaryota; Fungi; Ascomycota; Eurotiomycetes; Eurotiales; Aspergillaceae. The record is from RefSeq and is a predicted model, not a curated record. The coding region runs from base 1 to 567 and encodes 188 amino acids.
AUGAAGUUCACUGGAAUCGUCGCUUCUCUGGCCAUUGCCAGCUCUGCCUCUGCUCUUGCUAUCCCUCAGACUCCUGUUGAUGCUACGCUCAGCAAGCUGAACGGUGUCCUCGGCAGCGUUGAAGGCCUCGUCGGUGGUCUCCUCGGCGGCGUCUGCAAGGAUGUUGACCUCACUCUGGUCCAGACUGACCUCACCGAUAUCAAGGGUCAGCUGGUCAAGCUUGUUCCUGUCGCUGUUCCCGCCAAGCGUGACGUUGCAGGCCCUGUUAACGGUCUUACCACACCCGUGACCAACGUUGCUGGCCCUGCUGUUGGCACCGUCGAAAACACCGCUGGGGCCGCCGUAGGCACCGUUGAGAACACUGCCACUGGUGUCGUCAAGACUGUUACCGGCACCGUCGGCAUCAAGCGCCAGGAAGUUGGCCAGCUCACCACCCUUGCUGAGAGCCUUGUCACCAAGAUCCAGAACAAUGCCCUUGAUGCUGCUGGACUCGAGAACGUCCUCAACAUUCUCGGCCAGACCGGUGGUCUCUCCGCUGUCACCACCAUCCUCAACCUCCUCCAGUAA